This is a messenger RNA of Paramuricea clavata, 3269 nucleotides long. Lineage: Eukaryota; Metazoa; Cnidaria; Anthozoa; Malacalcyonacea; Plexauridae. The record is from the annotation of a GenBank genome assembly.
AUGGAAACUCCCGAGUUUUUGGAAGAGAAAAGAGAUGAUGUGUUUUUUCUUACACGGCGAGACAAUGGGGACAGAAUUGAAAGAAAAAUACGAAGAAACCAAAUUUCUUUGGAGAGGCUUGCGAUAAUGUUUGAUGUAAGUAUUGAAAAUUAAAUGAUACAAUAUUUUAUCUGGUUUUGCAUAUGCUUUCAGAUUUAUAAUAUUCCAUUUAGAAUUUAUGAAAGAGUUUUAACGUACACUAUAUAAUGAAACUCUAUAUUUCCAUAUUAAAUAAUGAAAUAAUAUAUUAACAAUAACAUUAUUUAUUGUAUAAACCCAAAUUAUAUAAAUAUAGACAAUGACCCGUAUUCCUGUACAAUCUGCUUAAUUGUGUCGAUUUAAAUGUACAAGGUCAAUUAUAUUGGCUAGUGAGAAGGAAACCUUCCUAUUUGUAUUAAAUAUUCUAGUGAAUUUAUAAUAGUUUAUAGCCUAUGUUAAAUGUUUUAUAUAAAACUGAUCCUUUCUGCUCGCCAUAUGCUGCUUGCGUCCUUGUUGCCUUGGCAACAUCCAUUUUCGCGCGUUUUUCUAUUUUAUCCCUAUGUAUAUGUUGAUGUUCAUUAAUGUUCUGACAUCACACUACUGAAAAGAACGUUAGAGUUAAAAAGUCUUAAAGAAAUCAAUCUACAGGGUGUCGGAGUGGCUCUAGAGGUGGGGGGGGAGGUACAAUUAGCACCUGGAAAAGUGGGGUGACAUUCUAAGAGGUCCAGGGCAUGCCCCCAGGAAAAUUUUGAAACUAGAGUCUCUGACAUUCCAUCUCCUGCAAUAAUUGGGGGGGGGGGGUGUAUUCAAAUAUUCAUGUUCACAUAUACUAUAAAAACAAUCGCUUUCAAAAUAAAUCCAUCAGGCAGAACACGAAUAUAUGAAUAUGCACCCCCCCCAUAUAUAUAUAUAUAAUAUAUAUUAUCGGUUUAUAGCUACAGUACAUCUGUGAUCUCCUGCAGUUUAGAAGGUUCAUAGUGGUUCAACAUUACCUGUUCCCAAUCAUUGUUCCCUUUUGAUGAAUUAAGGACACUUGUGACCAAUUAGGGACAAAUUAAAUGUUUUGACAAAUCACUUGUAGCUUGAACCAUCGACUAUUUAUUUGGUUGAAGAAUUUGGGGAUGGGGCAUCAGAAUGGCCCAACUGUGAUGGGAGAUUCAACAUGGCAAUGUUCAAGAUGGGAUCAAAGUCUUCUUCAAGUCAAGCUGUCAGCCUAAAUAGCAGUUUUUGUAAUAUACAACAAAAGGGCAAUACCAGCGCAUCAUUUUCACCUUUGUUUCGGUAAGUCAAUUUACUUGACUAUGCAAAUUGACAGUCACAAUUUUUACUGUUUUAUCUCGUCCGUAUAAAAUUGGCAUUGUUUUGUUGAAUGAUCGACUACUUUGUUAAUUAAACAACUUUGGGUAUAAUGGUUUUUCUUAAUUAUUAGGGAGUGGUCGUUAUUUACGGGGAGGGGGGUAGUAAAUGGAAGGGGGGGAUGGUGUUUUACCCUUAUAAAUAAAGGGGGUCAAAAAGGUUUUAACCUAGCGAGAGGGGGUAAAAAAGUUUUUGAACUUAAAUAUCAUGUCUAGAGUUAUGAUUUCUACAAUCACAAAUAGCACAGACUCACAAAUCAUAAUGCCAAAGAGGACUCUGAAAAUGCCAUUUCCAAUGAACUACUUCUGAGACUCAAGAUUUCCCCGCUCAGCGCCAACCAUGGUUAGUAGUGUUUUGUGGGAGCCCGCGGCCCAGUAAGUUUAACAAGCUUCCUACCCCUUGAAUGACCCAGUUGUGGUAUUUACAUAAACAUACCAUGCAAGUACUAACUAAUCAGAUUCAGUCUAUCAAAGCACAAUGUAACUCGUAUAUCCAAAAAUCUGUUUAUGAAAAUGCUCACAUUGCAGUUCUAAAGGGGUGGGAAAAUACAAAAAAGUUUCGGGGGGACAAUACCCCCAGACCCCCUACUAGUACAUACGAUACCACACUAAACUUUUUGUCACCAACAACCAUCUAUCAUCUCUCCACACUCAGUGUAGUAUGGUUCCUUUUUGUAUAUGCCCCCCCCCCCAGACAAGUUCUUAAAAAUUCCCUGUUUUCAAAUAAUUUCACAGGCCAUGGGUUAUGGUAGGACAAAAGCUGCAUUGCAAAGUAGUAACACAUAAUAUAUAUUUUUUAGUCAUAUAUGGUUGAAUCAUAUUCACCAGGGUAAAACAUCAUGAGCUAGAUUAAACAGAUUGACGUCCUGACCCCCCACCAGUGUGGUAAAGUUUCCAAUUUUAGGGGGGGGGGCACGAAAAGUUUGCCUUCAGUCUGGAGGGGGGGUUGAAAAGUUUCCAAUCCUUAUUUUUCCCGUAAUUACCAACUCCCCCCCUCCCAAUAAAUAAUGACCACUCCCUAAAAGGGGGAGGGGUGAAUAGGUUUUCGAAUCGUCGGAUUUCGCCAAAAAAAAUUGUUCGAAUUUGGCGAAUAUUUUACACGGAUUUGCAAACCUUAUUAAUACAGCGGAUUGUGGAUUACCUAAUAUUUUGGCUUAGAUUGUGGAUUUUGCUUGCAAUUUAGUUCGGAUCCUGGAUUGUGACUAAAUAGUAGAGCUUUUAGCGGAUCCAAAAUUUAGACAAGAUCAUUGUCUGACAGAGAAUUUUGUUUCAAGUUUGGUAGGAUCGGUGGAUUUGUAUACCCCUAUUCACCCCCUCCCCUAAAUAUGGCCUACAGUAGUUAAUAUAUAAUUUCUAUCAGAGGGCUGGUUGGGUGACAGACAGCUAGGUUUACUGCUUAAUUGCGGUCAUGCUAAGACAGAACAAUUCUAAAAACUGUUGCCGGCAUACAGACACAACAUAACUUAAUAGAAUGUGUCUGCAUAUACAGUAUAUGUCCACAGGGAAAAUUAUUUUUCUUCAAUUUGUGCAUUAGCCUGUGUGCAGACUCUGUACCUAUGCAAAGGAUAUAAUUAAUUAUGUGUGCGAGUUUGCAAUAAUAUAAAUAUUAAAAUAUAAUGAAAGAUUUAUUGAAAUCUUAAUAUUAAUGUCUGUAUUUAAAUUUUAAUGACUUUUAGUUCAGUUGUUCCUGGCAAGAAGAAAGUCAGUUAUACUCUUAAAGUUACACUAGCAGAAAGAAGUGGAAACAAAAUUACCAACCCUACAAGACAGACAUAUAUUAGUUUGAGUGAAGAAACAGCUUGUGUUGAUUACAUCGUUAGUUACUGCAAACAAGAGUUUGAUAAUGACUCGCUGAUUUUGGUCUCAGCAAAUUGUUUGCCAGUAGAGGAUUCUGAA